Dichotomopilus funicola is the source of this 2076-nucleotide messenger RNA. RefSeq lists its product as uncharacterized. The coding region runs from base 1 to 2076 and encodes 691 amino acids. The record is from RefSeq and is a predicted model, not a curated record. The transcript is spliced from 2 exons. Lineage: Eukaryota; Fungi; Ascomycota; Sordariomycetes; Sordariales; Chaetomiaceae.
AUGAACAACAGUACAGACCCCAAUGCGGGCGGUGGGGGAAAUAAUGACAACGCGGUCAACUGGGUGGCGUUGGUUGUGUCGUUGGUCGCCCUGCUCGGCACCAUCGCUCAAGUCCUCCAACAAUACUACUCCUCGGCUGCCGGGUACUCGAACUGCGGGGAGAGCGUGAUGGGCAAAUGGCACGAGAGCAAAGAACGAAAGUUUCGCCCCACCGAGCUGCGCUUCGAGGUCCGCUUCGAAACCCCCGUUUUCUUUGUCUGCCCAGCGUCGAACACCAAGGGCCCGAUCCCGAACGCGGAGAUACAGUUUGUAAAUGGCACGCCGGAGAGCCUGCGGAAGACUCGUGCGCGGCUGGCCAGCGAGGAAGCGGAGACGCUGCGCCAAAAGGUGAUGGGAAAGGCCAUACACACAGCCGACAACGAGAGGGCUUCAUGGGUCACGAUGCUGUCGCAUCUACAGAGCAUGGAGAAGGAGAGUUACGACUGGCAACAGAAGCAUUUCGAGGGCGGCCCGCCACACCCACUCGCGGGGUUCGAACAACACACCUUGGCUGUCGCACUACAAGCCAAGAAGCGUAGUUGGGACACGAUGCCGGGUGGUGUGAAGAAGCCGUACGCCACGACUACGAUGUGUCACUUGCUGGAGAUUGCCGCGAUGAUGGGCAUAUACUGGAAGGAAUUUGACCGGUCCCGAGAACGGUACCGCGCCGAAGGCAAUGGGUAUCUCCUCUCAGGAGUCCACGUCCCAGAGUUGGGCCCUACCUUCACUCUAUACCUCACCGGGCAGAGCCGAUUCCAAGAAAACCGGGUGAUUCCCGUCGAUGAGGUGAAGGAGUUGUGUUGCGGGUACGUUUCGACGUUGUUCUACAAUAGCACCAUGAAAGACAGGCGUAGGAUCGAGUUCCCUAAUGGGGAGCCUAACGACUUGCGGUUCCUUCAACUCGGGAGCAUGGACGAGAUUGCCGAGACCAUGGUGUUGAUCGAGUGCAAUACCGACACGGCCAAGUACUUUCGGUCCCCUGACGCUAAGCACACCCAUCUCUUCCCAGUGCCCUUUGAACUGAUAGGCAUGCUCGGAAAAACGCUGCACAUCCGUAACACCGCGUUUCGCAUGCUGCCGAACCCCACCCCUUACCAUUGGGACAAGAACUUUUUCAAUCUGCGGAAACUGGUCAAGGAGUACGGCAAGAAAAUCACCGACUCGGACAUUGACUUGCCGACGGAGCACGAGCAGAUUCAGCAGCUAAUUCAGGACACCGAAACUCUGGUGGACACCCUGGGCCGAGACCGGAAGUCCAACACGCCAGGCUACUCCAUGCUGUUGCUCAGCACCCUCCACGACAUGCUGGACCGAUGCGACGCGUUUCUCCGCCACAAGGACCGAAACCGCGACCUCGUCCGCAUGGUGGUGCGUGAGCACUUUCAGGAAGUCAUGAAACUCAUCAACGAUCGUAGCGACACCGACUCAGAUGAGCGCAGCGUCGGCAGCGGUGAAAAGGGGCUGCGGGCCGAACACUUUGAUGAGCUGACGGCGGCCAGCCCAGAACUGCGGCAAGAGGUGUUUAUGGAACUGUACUUUUUCAAGGUGCUCGGCCAGGUUCGGGAGCGUGCUGUCGUCUCAUACAGCCGCCAGCGGACUACGCGAUACGCCCCAUCGAUGAUGGCGCACUCCCGAGAAGGAUCCAUCAACAUCAACCUGGACGACGACGAUGACGAGCCCCCUCGUGAAUCACUGCCUUUGCACCAUGUCCAAUCUCCGACCGUGUCACUAUCGCCAACUUCCCCGUCGUCCAUGCACGCCCCAUUCCCAUCAGCACACCCGUCUUUCUUGCACCAUCAAGAAAGCAUUCCACCAUCGAUCCCGAUACUCCACGUUGAACCACCCCCCGGUCACGGCCACCACAAGCCAAUAGUCUUGGACAAGACAGCAAUGCUGGAAGCCGAAGCGUCGGCCAUCUGGUGCACGCUCGUGUUUCGGAUGCUCUGCUGGUUGCUGCUGCAUGAUUUCAACAAGAAGGAUGUGCAGGUGGCUAAGAGCGAGCUGCUCGGGAGCCGGCUACCGGUAUAUAUCACCUAG